ACAUAGGUCAGUAAGAUAUAUUUACGAUCAUUUUUCACCCUUAAUUUUUCAUCCUAUUAAUUGUUUGGUGUCAGAAAAUCAUCGUACGCGAGAAUCGUUCGGUCGUAGAACUUCAAAAUUCGCUCGUACGUACGUACAGUUUAUCGCGAUAAUAGAGAGGUUAGUCGGCGAUUAAUAUUUAUUAUUAACGCGUAGAAAAUCAUUGAAAAGAUACACAGGUAUGAAUAUUAUUUCCAAAGAUGGAUAGAAUAUCAUUGAAAAGCAAAAGCGGAUGAGUGCGCGCGCGUAUUAUAGUGCUGCGUGAUGCGCUAUAGGUGAGAGGAGAAAAGUAAGGGAGCGGCAGGGGUAGGGGUGAGUGCGAAAGAGAGAGAGAGAGAGAGAGAGAGAGAGAAUGCGUGAGCUUACAGUGUGUAAUAUAACACCUUUUUGCCAUAUUAAUUUGCUGUACGCGAAAAGAAAUCAUUUACAAGGGGAAGAAAUAAGAGAAACAGCACCUCUGUGAAUAGUCCAAUUGUUCCGGUCUUAUUUCGGAAGAAGGUCGAGAGUGAGUGUCUCCUCGCGCGUGUAUUUAAACAUGAAAAGAAGAGUAAAAAAAAAUAUAAGCCUCGACGAUGCAAUAAUGAUAACGAAGGAGACGAUGGUUGUGAUGGUGGUAGCGACGACGUAGGAAAAAGUGAAGGCGGAUGGAUGGAAUGGAUGGAUGAUGGUAGUUGUUGAUGGUGACUACGGUGAUGGUGGAGGCGGAGGCGGUGGCGAAGGUGUUGGAGGAGGAGGAGGAGGAAGAGGCGGAGGCGGCGACAGCAAUAAUGCGUAACGUAACGUAAAACGUUUGACGUUUACCGGCCAUGCGGUCUACAAAGUGUACCAAUAACAUCGACCUAUUCUCAAAUGCGUCCUUGUUAUCUCUGGACGUGACCUCAUUUUGUCCGAAGUCAAUUAUGUUACAUGCAACGAUGCUGAUAACCAGUAAGAUUUCAAAAUGGGUUGUUUUGGGAGCAAGGAUAAGUUGAGUAAAGAGGAUAUGGAAUUUCUUAAGUCACGCACGCGAUAUGACGAAACCACGAUCAAGGAAUGGUACAAAGGAUUCAAACAAGAUUGUCCUAACGGCAGAUUAACGCCAGCAAAAUUCGUGGAUAUGUAUAAAACGUUCUUUCCUUCUGGCCAUGCGGAAGAAUUUUGCGAUCACGUAUUCCGCACAUUCGACAUGGAUAAGAAUGGUUAUAUCGACUUUAAGGAAUUUCUCUUAGCUAUCGAUGUUACGUCCUGCGGUACACCGGAAGAAAAACUUAAGUGGGCAUUCCGGAUGUAUGACGUUGAUGGAAAUGGCGUUAUUGAUAUUCAAGAGAUGACUAAGAUCGUUCAAGCAAUAUACGAUAUGCUAGGUGCAUGUUCGAGCAACAGGCCAGCGGACAGCGCCGAAGAAAGAACUAAAAAUAUAUUUGCUAAAAUGGAUGAAAAUCAUGAUGGCCAAUUGACGCAAGAAGAAUUUCUCAAGGGUUGCCUUCAAGACGAAGAAUUAUCCAAAAUGUUGGCUCCUUAAUCUGAUUGGCCAAAAUAAAUCAGAAAAUUCAUUGACAUGCGUUUUGACCGAUUUUUAUGACGGAUUUCUGGAAUAAUGAAAUAAUUAUUACUACCGUCACUAUAUUUUUACAAUCUCUGUCGUUGCUGUUGUUGCUGUUGCCGCUGCUGUUGCUGCUGCCGCCGCUGCUACCAUCAACAACAACAAUGCGAUCACCAUCAACGGAACACCAUUAUUAAAUUAUCUCAAAACCACCACCGACCAUCACUUAAUAUCAUCGUCAUCGCCACCACCACUACCACUACCACUACCACUACCACCACCAUUACAGUUGCCAUCGUUUUAUUAUCACUUGUCGCCAAUGCAACGUCUUCUACGCUUCGCAGCAAUUCACACCCUUCGUCUUUUUAUGAGAUUAUGUGACCAGAUAUAACAAUAACGAUGACUAUGACUAUGACUAUAAUUAGACGACGAAUGAUUUAUAUUUUUUGUUUAACACGUAAAAGAAAGUCACGACAUAGGCGGUGGUGGGGUUUAUCAUCAUCGUCAAGAACACCGAUAAUUUACGAACACUUUUAACAAUUUUUAAUUCCAACUUAAUCUACAGAUAUAUAUAUAUAUAUAUAGAGGAAAUUUAAAACAUUUAAAACAAAAAGAAACAAAAAAAAAAGGACAGAAAAGAAAUGAUAAAGUUGAAAUAUACUUUGUGAGAUUAAGGACUUACUCGCGCGCGCGCGCAUAACAAAAAAGAAACUAUAAUUAUAUGCUGCGAGCGUAUGACCUUAACUUUGAGGUUAAUCUUUUUCAAGUCAAUCGCGUUAUUUGAUAAUGCGAUAUUUUGUCACUUGAUUAUUAAGAUUUGUUCUCACUCGAAAAUCUGUGAACAAGCAA
Molecule: messenger RNA, 2410 nt
Organism: Polistes dominula (European paper wasp)
Lineage: Eukaryota; Metazoa; Arthropoda; Insecta; Hymenoptera; Vespidae
Product: neuronal calcium sensor 2
Molecular function (GO): calcium ion binding
Source: RefSeq, a predicted model, not a curated record